AUGACGUAUCUUUCCAGCAUCUCCGCAACAAACUUCACAAUUGCUGUGAGCACGGUACUCAUUCUAUCACUUUUCAUAACCUGUGUCAGGCGCUACUGGAGACUCCGGCAUAUACCUGGACCCUUCAUCGCAUCUUAUACAGACCUUUGGGCAGCGAUAAGUGUUUGGCGCGGCAAAUACUAUCAUGACACGGUCACCCAAUGGCACGCUAAGUACGGUCCUGUUGUGCGAGCAGGUCCUAACCGUGUUUCAUUCGCCGAUCCAAAUGCUAUCCCGGAUAUAUACGGCACUUCGCUGAUUUAUUCGAAAUCCGACUCCUACCGUCCCAUGGAGGUUAUGGCUAAGGGUGACACAAUGCAGAGCAUCAUCACUAUUCGUGACGAGAAACGCGUUACAGGUAUCAAGCGGCAAAUUGCUGGUGGGUUUUCACAGUCUCAGUGGCUCAAGCAAGAAGAUCAGAUGGACGCAACGAUCAGUGCCCUCUUGGCCCAGCUUUACAAGAAGCCCACAGGCAUGGAUAUCCCCUUGCGCAAUUGGCUGAGCUUCUGGAUGUUCGAUACCUUGACCUCUCUGGCGUUCAGCAAAACCCGCGGGUACUUGCAGGCUGGUGUAGACACGGACAAGGUCUUUCCCAGCGCGGCUGGACGAUUCAAACAUUGGAGAACGUGGGCACUAGCACCGCAAUUAGAAUCGCUGCUGCUGAAGAACUGGUUCAUGCAAAGAGCGAAAACGACUUCGACUCCCAUCGCAGAGCUGGCGAUAGAAAGGGUACAAGAUCGAACUGCAGAGGAAAAGAACGCGACAGGGAGAGAUCUCCUUGCAAGAUAUCUGGCUGCUAGUCAGGCCGCGCCCGAUGUAAUUGGCAUGAAAGACGUGAUUGCUCUGACUAUCACGACUAUUCAUGCAGGAUCGGAGAGCACGGCUGUCAUUACAGCGAUGGCACUCAGUAUGGUACUCGGAAGCAAAAACUCAGAGUUAUUUCGGAAGUUAGAGAAGGAGAUUUUGGAUGCAUAUCUCCCCGUUGGUGAAAAUGGCGCAAUCGCCUUUAAAGACGUGGAGCAUCUGCCGUAUCUGGAUGCGGUGGUGAGGGAGACACUCCGAUGGUCGGUCAACCCCAAUGUCAACUCCAGAACCGUCAACACGCCUGGCGGCGUCACCAUAUGCGAUACCUUUAUACCAGAAGGCACAGACGUCAUGGUAUCCUCUCACGACAUCAAGAACUGCACUUGGAUGUUCGGUGCUGAUGCUAGUGUUUACAACCCUGAGCGUUGGAUGCACAUUGACGAGCAGAAGCGCCGUGACAUGGAACGCUCAGCAAUGGGCUUCAGUUGGGGGCGAAGAAUCUGUAUGGGACAACAUUUGGCGAGGAUCCUUAUAAAGAAGCUGCUUGCUAGCUUAAUUAUUGCUUUUGAGAUCGAGCCUAUAAAGGCGGGAGAAACGGGCAAGUGGGAUGGAAACACUAUUGGUUUUAAUUUGCAGGUGAAAUUGACUUCAAGAAAAGUGUCAGAAAAUAAAGCUUGA
Fusarium fujikuroi IMI 58289 is the source of this 1521-nucleotide messenger RNA. Its product is annotated as probable Benzoate 4-monooxygenase cytochrome P450. The record is from RefSeq and is a predicted model, not a curated record. The coding region runs from base 1 to 1521 and encodes 506 amino acids. Gene Ontology annotation, molecular function: monooxygenase activity; heme binding; oxidoreductase activity, acting on paired donors, with incorporation or reduction of molecular oxygen. The transcript is spliced from 4 exons. NCBI's taxonomy places the organism in Eukaryota, Fungi, Ascomycota, Sordariomycetes, Hypocreales, Nectriaceae.